AUGAAGCCUGUUAUCACUUCGUUCCUCGACACAGACAUGUACAAGUUGACGAUGCAUGCUGCCGUCUUUACCCAUUUCAAGGAUGUCAAAGUCAAAUAUAAGUAUACAAACCGCUCACCUCAAAUGACUUUUAACAGGGAAGCUAUCGAAUGGUUGAAGGAGCAGUUCAAGCUUUUGGGUGAAAUUAAAUUGAGUGAAGAGGAGCUUGCAUUUAUUAAAAAGGCUAUACCUUAUUUGCCCAAGGAGUAUCUAGAGUUUAUAGCCGAAGGUGGAUUUGAAGUGAAUCCAGAGGAAGAGCUCAAAUUUGAGGUUAAGGAAAUUAGCGACAAACCAGGCCAUUACGAAUUAGAUAUUAGUAUUGAGGGCUUAUGGAUCAAAACAAUAUGGUAUGAGAUACCUGUGCUCGCUUUAGUGUCUGAAGCCUACUUCAAAUUUGUCGAUACCGACUGGACCCUAGAUGGCCAAGUUGAAAAGGCCUAUGCUAAAACUGAAAAGCUUUUACAAAACAACAUAAUCUUCAGUGAAUUUGGAACAAGACGUCGUAGGUCAUUUGAAACUCAAGACCUAGUUAUGCAAGGGAUUUUGAAAGCUGCCAAGGAUUUGGGGAAGUCAAACAUGGUUUUGGGGACUUCGAAUGUAUAUUUUGCAAAAAAAUACAACGUCGAUCCAGUAGGAACAGUAGCUCAUGAAUGGAUGAUGGGAAUUGCUUCUAUUACCAAUGAUUACCUGAGUGCAAAUAAAAACGCCAUGGACUAUUGGAUUGAAACUUUUGGUAUUGAACACGCUGGUCUAGCUCUUACUGAUACUUUUGGAACUGAUUCAUUUUUGAAGUCAUUUUACCCACCUUAUUCUGAUGCUUAUAUCGGAGUAAGACAGGAUUCUGGUGACCCUGUUUUGUACACGAAGAAAAUUGCCCACCACUACAAUGAGGUUUUGAAUCUUCCCAAGUUUUCCAAAGUUAUCUGUUAUUCAGACUCGUUAAACCCAGAUCGUGCCAUAGAGUAUGCUAAGGUGGCACAUGAAAACGGGCUAAAAGCUACCUUCGGUAUUGGUACUAACUUUACGAAUGAUUUCCAAAGAAAAUCUAAUCCCUCGAUCAAGAGUGAACCUCUUAAUAUUGUUAUUAAGUUACUGGAGGUUAACGGAAAUCAUGCUAUUAAAAUAUCUGACAAUUUAGGUAAAAAUAUGGGUGAUCCAGAAACCGUCCGCAGAGUUAAAAGGGAACUUGGUUAUAUAGAGAGGAAGUACGCCGGAGAUAAUGAAGCUCAUAGAUGGGCUGCUUGA
Molecule: messenger RNA, 1284 nt
Organism: Kluyveromyces marxianus DMKU3-1042
Lineage: Eukaryota; Fungi; Ascomycota; Saccharomycetes; Saccharomycetales; Saccharomycetaceae
Gene: NPT1
Product: nicotinate phosphoribosyltransferase
Exons: 1
Coding region: 1-1284 (427 amino acids)
Biological process (GO): NAD+ biosynthetic process
Molecular function (GO): nicotinate phosphoribosyltransferase activity
Source: RefSeq, a predicted model, not a curated record